Molecule: messenger RNA, 2874 nt
Organism: Sinocyclocheilus rhinocerous
Lineage: Eukaryota; Metazoa; Chordata; Actinopteri; Cypriniformes; Cyprinidae
Product: repressor of RNA polymerase III transcription MAF1 homolog
Exons: 7
Coding region: 605-1348 (247 amino acids)
Biological process (GO): negative regulation of transcription by RNA polymerase III
Cellular component (GO): nucleus
Molecular function (GO): RNA polymerase III core binding
Source: RefSeq, a predicted model, not a curated record
ACACAGGGAAAAGGCAACUGCGUAUUACUGCGACCGAAAACUGCAACACAAACGCUCGUCCUCUGCUGUUGUCAUUCCUCCACACAAAUAGACAACCAUAAACCGAGGAUUGAGGCUUUUAUAAGCCUUGGAAUUCUCCUCAAGUUCUGAUUCAAUAGCUGGGAUGCAUAAUUUCCCUCUAAAUUUUAGCUUGUUUAAUGGCAGGUAUUGGAAAUUUCACAGUAAAAAGGAAGAGAUAUUUAUUAGACAUAGAAGUCCAUUAAGCAACCGGAGAAGAUUAUUUACGCGGUCGUAAGAAUCUGCAAGGGUGGCUUAUUUUUUUACAUUUGAAUGUAAUAGAGAGCCGUUUGUUUUUAAAGGGGCUUCUGUAGAAUACAUCGAGGUUAGUGGUUAUUUGGUUAUGACCCAGUAUUGGCUAGUUGUUUAUUAUUGAUAUAUUUCUGUUUGAGCCGUAUAUUCUCCAAACUAACGUGCUAAACAUUGUUUUGGUUUGGUGUAACGGCGGAAUAACAGGCCGAUGGUUGUUUAUCAAAGAAACUGACAUCUAGUGGCUCUAAAGAGUCAUUGCAAUUCUGUCAGUAUAUAUAAUAAAGUUGAAUAAACCAUGAAGCUCCUGGAAAACUCAGGUUUUGAGGCCAUAAACAGUCUGCUCACUAUUGAAACGGGAGACUGUAAGAUAUUUGGACGUAUUGAGAGCUACUCCUGUAAGAUGGCAGGUGAUGACAAGCAGAUGUUUAAGCUGUUUUGUCAGGAGGGGCAGCCGCAUGUGCUGGAGGCUCUGUCUCCUCCGCAGAGCUCAGGAAUCAGCCCCAACAAACUGAGUCAGAGUUUGGAUGAUGGGGAGGGUCCUCUUUCGGACAAGUGCAGCAGAAAGACGCUCUUUUACCUGAUCGCCACUCUCAAUGAAUCCUUCCGGCCAGACUACGACUUCAGUCGCACCAAAGGCCACGAUUUCAGCAAGGAGCCCAGUGUUAAUUGGGUGUUUAAUGCAGUGAACAGCAGUUUGUCUGCUGCUGCGGGUGAGGCGUACAGUCACCUACAGCCUCAGUUAUGGGAAGCUCUAGACAAGGAGAUCAGCCUUGCUGAAUGUGACAUAUACAGCUACAAUCCAGAUCUGGAUUCCGACCCUUAUGGGGAAGAAGGCAACCUGUGGUCCUUCAACUACUUCUUUUAUAACAAAAGACUGAAGAGGAUUGUGUUCUUCACAUGCUGUUCUGUCAGUCUUUUCAUGGCUCCACGAGACUCUGGCAUCGACACUGAACUGGAUCUGGAGUUAGAUGAGGGCAGCUAUGAGGAAGAGGAAGAGGGCAACAUGGAUGAAGGGAGGUAUGGUGCACUGUGUGCCUGAUGAAGCCCUCCUCCUUGUCAUCUGAAGCCAGCAUCUCUUGUCUGAGUUUUAAUUGCCUGUAAUUCUUUUCUGUUUCUUAUUCCAUUUUUAUAUAUUGUUGGUCAUUGCUUAAGAAUGGAGAGAUGUGGUAAUCCAGAGAGUGCUAUUCAUUGCACUUUAGCAUUUUCCUUUACUUUUCUGUGUACUUUCCAUUGCAUUCUCUUAAUGUUCCUCUGAAUUCCACUGGAGGGAACAUGUGUUAUGAUAUUUUUACUUGCCAUUUUACAUUUCCAAAGAGGUCAUUUUAUUUGUAUCUGAGUGCAAGUAUAUAAGGUUUAUUCUCUCUGUCUGUUUUCUCCCUCUCUCUGUCUUUUUAUUUUAUUUUUUUGUUACUCAACCCUCAUUCAUUUAUUCAUGUUCAUUAUUUCCACUAGUUUUUAUGGCUCCAAGAACUUUACAACAGUAUUUCCACUAGGUGGCAUCCUUCAACAUCCUUGUCUUCUGUCUCUGGUUAUCCUUUACUGCUUUAUUUUAUUUUUUAUUUUUGGAGCUUAUUUUAAGUUUUAAGGCAUUUUGAGCAUUAAAUGAAAUUAAGAGAUUGUAAGUCAUAGUUCACAUUUAAAUGUUAUUUCGAGUUUCCAUGUUUGUGAGGCCUAUACAUGCUUAUAACUCAUUUUUCUUUAUAUCAACAUCCCCGAUUUUUUUCUCUAUUAAUUACAGUAGAAGUUAAUGGAUGAGCGUCAUUUUGUUUUGUAGGAUUUAAUAUAUUUUCCUGCAACUUUCUUGCCUCAGGAAAAAAUUAUAUUUAAACGGAUAUCAGCGUAAACAUCGCCCAGUAGAUUUAUUAGUGUCUUAACCUAUGGAUCAACUUCCUUUUUUAGUUGCGCCCCCAAAACUAAUAAAUAUGUGAAAGGAGAACCAUGAUGGGUCUGUAAAGUUUAGUUUUUAUAAAGGUUUUGUUUGUUGUUACUGGUUUUUAUUUGGAUUUCGUAACAUUUGUGAGGUGUAUAACGUGAAGUAAACAUUGCAGUUCUGCUUUCUUCCAUGAAGACUUGUUUGUGGUGACUUAUUUUUCAUUGUCUGACAACACAUUUGACUCUUGAUAGUGUUUGCUGUUGUGUUUAAAGCUGUAGAUCUAACAUGGUUCUGUGGAUAUUGAUUAUCUAUAAACUUUGAGUGGGUGUCAGUGGCUGUUUCUUAACUUUAUUACAUCCCGCUUGACAUAUAGCUUGAUAGUGAACGAAUUUGUCUGAUCAGAUUCAGUGCUGUUGCUUAGUCUUUCUACUAUGGCUUGAAUAAAUAACACUUACUCAUGAUGAGCGCUAUAGUUCAUGUUGUCUGCUGUUAUGUGUUGGAGGGCCUCUUGAAGAUCUGGCCAUAUGUGGUGAAGUUGCAAUCUUACUGAAUUCCUUUUCUGUUUUAGAUUUGACUGUGACCCAUCUAUGUUUGUAAUUUUGCACCAGUAUAAGAACAGGAUACGAGCAGAAAGAUGUAAGAUCACUUUUGCUCUUAACUUCAUAGGUUAUUUCUACAAAUGUUUUGAGUAA